Molecule: messenger RNA, 2352 nt
Organism: Zerene cesonia (dogface butterfly)
Lineage: Eukaryota; Metazoa; Arthropoda; Insecta; Lepidoptera; Pieridae
Product: armadillo repeat-containing protein 8-like
Exons: 14
Coding region: 134-2113 (659 amino acids)
Biological process (GO): proteasome-mediated ubiquitin-dependent protein catabolic process
Cellular component (GO): GID complex
Molecular function (GO): protein binding
Source: RefSeq, a predicted model, not a curated record
CAGUUGUCUGAAGGCUGAAGUUGAUUAGUCCGUUGAAGUGAUUGAAGGUUAAAGUGACAGCGAUAGUGUAUUCGUUUUACGAUCUAUUUCUGACGAUAUUUUUAACAACAUAACUGCGGAGAAAUAAUAAACCAUGCAGCAUUUCACUAUUUUUAUGGAUAUCGAAAGUUCCCGUUCUUAUAUAGACGAAUUAUAUUCUAUCGAAGAUAUGAAGAUUUUGGAUGCUCUCAUUGCACUAAAAAAUUCAGUCAUUGGUAGUAAUCGUCAGAAAAGCUCCGUCAUUCAACAAGGGAUUGUACCUCGGUUGUUGCAGUUGAUGUCUGAAAAUCAUUGGGAUCCUAAUAUUAGAUUAGAGGCCACUAUUACAGUUGGUUCACUAGCAAAAGGUACUCCAGAGAAUGUCACAGCAUUAGUAGAGCAAGGUGCCGCUGUAACCAUAGUGGAUUUACUUAGAGAAGUACCAAUAGGAACAAAGUUAGCUGAAGCAUGUCUUUGUGCAUUAAGGAGUAUAUUCUUGAAUCCACCAGCACCAAUAUCUUCAGUGCCUGCGGAGAUGAUACUUUUGACAAGGUUUACCCAAAUAGCCAAAGAGGGAUCACCAACAUCCCGAGCUUGUGUUGUACGCAUCCUAUCAAUAUGGUGUGGAGGGCCCAUAGAGCAGGAGGCACUAUGUGCAGCUGGAGCGUGUUCAGCUGUUGCCACAUUAUUAGCUCCCAAAGGGGUUACUGCACCUCCAAUAGCAAGGGUGCUGCCAGCGCUGGACUUGCUAGCCGCAAUGUGUUUUGAGAACGCUAAUGUGUCACAAGUUGCUUUGAAUACCAGAUACGGAGAUAAAACAAUCCCAGAACUAUUAACUCUUCUAGUUUCGAGGGAUAAACCACUUCCAGUAGCGAUGGGUGCUGCACGAUGUCUCACUUUUAUCCAUAGAGCUGGAGCUUUGACCGCUGAUGACAACAGGGUAGUAUUUGGAGCGUUGCCAUGUCUAGCUCGCUUGUGCACUAAAGAUAUGCCAGAAGACAUAAGGGCCACCGCCGCCGAAACUUUGGCGUAUUUGGCUGAGGUGGACACGUCGCUCCAGAGGCUGGCGGCCAUAUCGAACCACCUGAUGAGCUCGCUGGCGGACAUAGUGACGUGCCCGUCGGCGGCGGCCAAGCAGGGCGCCUUCAAGUGCUUCGCGUCGCUCGGCGCCAACGACGAGGACAUACGCAAGCGGAUCAUCGAGACGCACGGCCUGAUGGUGCACGUCGUCAACGGCAUGAACAACCCGGAGCCGUCUGUAAGGCUAGCUGCGGUGCGCUGUCUGCAUUCUCUCUCAAGAUCCGUUCAACAACUUAGAACUACAUUUCAAGACCACGCCGUAUGGCGGCCGCUGAUGCAGCUGCUGAACGACGCGCCCGGCACCGAGCUGCUGACCGUCGGCUCGUCCACUCUCUGCAACCUGCUGCUCGAGUUCUCGCCGGCCAAGGAGCCCAUGUUAGAUCAAGGAGCCGUAGAGAUGCUUUGUAGUCUAACAAAGAGGCCGGAAGCAGCGUUGAGACUGAAUGGAAUAUGGGCGUUAAUGAAUAUGGCCUUUCAGGCGGAACAAAAAGUAAAGCAACGAAUAUUAUGCUGUUUAGGCACGGAGCAGAUGUUCCGUCUGCUCGGCGACGGCGACACGCGCGUCAUCAUGAAGACGCUCGGGCUGCUGCGCAACCUGCUCUCCACGCGCCAGCACAUCGACGCCAUCAUGGGCGAGUACUCCUCGCAGGUCAUGCAGGCAGUGAUAGUAGUGUUGGAAGGUUCGUAUCCGGCGGAAGUAAAAGAGCAGGCGCUUUGUAUCCUUGGGAAUAUUGGAGAUGGGGAGAAAGCUAAAGAUCUCAUUAUGGCCAAUGAAGAUGUGCUGAGGAAACUGGUGGAUUACCUGGCGCACCCGGAGAGCAAGCUGCAGGAGGCGGCGCUGUUCGUGGCCGGCAACCUGGUGUGGCGCGGCGAGGCGGGCUGCGCCGCGCGCCAGGCGCGCCUCGCCGACCUCGGCGUGCUGCGCGCGCUCAAGCUGCUGCGCCAGCGCCAGGACGCCGCGCACCUGCACGACAAGGUGAAAACGGCUCUAGCACAGUUCAACGAAUUUACAUAAACACGAGAGACAUAUACCUGAAUACUUGUGAUCAGUCUUCGGCAGUGAGUUAUCGAGUCAGUGUAGAUUAAGUAUUGUACAUAGAUAAGCAACUUGUUAUCGGAUAAGAGUGAACGUCAGAGUCGAAGUGAUUUUUUUUUCUCCUGUAAGUAAGUGUGCUGACUUUGACUUCGCUUUGAUACUAUUUAUUUUAGUUUAUCAUGUUCGUUCGUUUCGCUCAAUCUCGUGACUCGUCAACC